Messenger RNA from Drosophila miranda, 3151 nucleotides. RefSeq names its product PAS domain-containing serine/threonine-protein kinase (gene Pask). Gene Ontology annotation, biological process: intracellular signal transduction; protein phosphorylation; negative regulation of glycogen biosynthetic process. The coding region runs from base 100 to 3009 and encodes 969 amino acids. NCBI's taxonomy places the organism in Eukaryota, Metazoa, Arthropoda, Insecta, Diptera, Drosophilidae. Gene Ontology annotation, cellular component: cytosol; nucleus; cytoplasm. The record is from RefSeq and is a predicted model, not a curated record. The transcript has 3 exons. Gene Ontology annotation, molecular function: protein serine/threonine kinase activity; ATP binding.
UUCGUUCCCAUGUUUUGAGUGUCUUAUUUUUUUAUAUUAUUGUAGGCUGCUUCAAAUUAUAAGAUUGCACAAGCUGAGCUGGAAAAUAUUUUACUAUAAAUGGCGGAUCAAUGCGGCAUGGUGGAACCUACUAAUGGCGAAAGCACUUGUUCCCGCUCUUAUCAAGACACAUCGAGUAUUUUAAAUAUGAUGGAUCCAAACGCCUUUAAUAUGCCGCCUCCCAACUUACAUUCGUCGAAGGGGAUAAACCCGAAUAAGGCGAUAUUUACGAUAGACUCAAAUAACGGACAGAUCUUCAUUGUUAACAAUAAAGCAUGCCACUUGUUGGGAUAUACGUCGCAGGAGUUACGGAACAAAAGCUUUUUUGAUUUACUAAAUUGUAAAACGGAAAGUCACAUUUCGUCAUUGGCGGAAAUGCAGAUUGAUGUCGAUGAGGGAAGAGUUGUCCUGCUCAGUGGCAAAGUGAUAGAAAUGAAGACAAAACAGAGCACUAAGAUAUUGGUCUCGCUCUGGAUUCGACAAAUAGACAACGAAGGACGGAACAUAGCUGUCGCCGAGCCGGUUCAGAGACACAUUUGCCAAAUAGGCAUUGACCGCUUCGGUGCGAUAACAAUGGCCGACUCUGCCACUGCGACAAUAUUCCUUUAUUACUCCACCGAAGACGUCGUUGGAGUGAACAUUACAACACUAAUACCCUUCAUAAAACUCCCAGAUCCGGACAGUAGAGAGAUAUCGAAGAGCCUGCGCAAGCAGAGAGCCACAGGACGCACCACAGACAAUGUUAAAUUUCCGCUCUGCUUGCUUAUAACUACACCGGAAGCGAUUGGUUCUUCAACAACGCAUUCCUGCAAUACGUGCUUCAACAUAACCGUGUGGGUUUUCCAAAAUCUGAGUGGGCUUAUUGUGGUAGAUGAAAUAGGCAACGUUCAGACUUGCAAUCAGCCGUUCUCUGUGUUGAUGUUCGGAUACGGCCAGGAAAAAAUAACAAAAAUGCAUAUAUCUUCAAUUUUACCUAACUUCGGCAAAGAUUUCCGCGAAGAUAAAAGCCCAAACGUCUCGAAUACAUCCAUUACCAGCAAUGAUUGGGAGCCCGAUACAGAUCCGUUUAUCGUUGAUAACGAGUCCUCACUUCAAUCUUGUAAAAAACUGUCCGCAAUCCCACCUGCAAGUGAUCAUUCUCUCAACGACGUGGGACUGAAUGGCGGAACCCACUUAAGCUGUAACCAGGAGGGUAACAGCGACAUGAUUUCCGAUAUUCGACCACCCGAAGACAUUACAAUAGACGACAUUUUGACACCAGUGAAUCCCUCGAAAAAGUUCGCCUCUGACGAGUAUGAAGAGUCGCUAUCCCACCUAAAUGAAAUGAGCUUGGACAAGGUGAAGUCCCAAUCUAUAGAGGCUUGUGAUGCUUCAAGCAGUAAUCCAGCCACGAGGCUACUCAGUUCGAUUAAUGGAAACUUUCUGGGAGAGGCGAUUCACGCUGAUGGCACUGUCAUAGACGUUGUGUACUCGGUAUUGCUCCAUGUGUUGCCCUGCUCCCGCCGAGUGUAUUGCAUUUGGGUGUGUCGAGACCCCUCCAAUCGCUUAGAGAGCGACAAGUACAACUAUGCCAAUCUCACAUCAACAUUCAACAGCAUGGCAAGCACUAUCGAGCAGUCCCUGGGGCAAGUUAUUAAGACAACAGCUGCUCAGAAUUCCAGCAGACCAAACUCUCUCUCAUUGAUGUCCAAGUACGAAGACGAGCUGUACUCGGGGGACUAUAGCAAGCACUACACUUCGAUCCGGCAAAUUGGCAAGGGAGCUUACGGCUAUGUUAAUAUGGCUUUUCGGAACACUGAUCGGCUAUUGGUUAUAACAAAGUUUAUUUUGAAGGAGAAACUUUGCCCUCAAUUUAUGAUUAAGAACCGGGAUGGCAAGGAAGUUCCUAUCGAGAUCCACCUCCUGCAGACCUUAGAUCACAAGAAUAUAGUAUCGGUGCUAGAUGUUUUUGAGAACGAUUUAUUCUACCAGCUGGUGAUGGAGAAACACGGUUCGGGAAUGGACCUAUGGACGUUCAUUGAACGACGGCCUUUAAUGGAGGAGAAGUUGGGAAGCUAUAUUUUCCGGCAAAUUGCGGAUGCCGUCUAUUAUUUGCAUGAGCAGAAAAUACUCCAUCGUGAUAUAAAGGACGAGAAUAUAAUCAUUGAUCAUCAUUUUAACAUAAAGCUAAUAGAUUUCGGUUCAGCGACAUUCAUGGAAGAAGGCAAAUACUUUUCAACGUUUUAUGGCACGACCGAGUACUGCAGUCCCGAAGUCCUGGCUGGCAAUAGAUAUGUCGGUCCCGAGCUUGAAAUGUGGGCCCUCGGCGUCACUCUGUACGUCUUAAUGUUUUUCGAGAACCCAUUUAUCGACGUCGAAGAUACUGUAAAGGCAGAAGUCCAAAUACCAAAGAUGGUAUCGGAGCAGCUGAGUCGUCUUUUGACGUCCAUGCUGAACAAAGAUCCCAAAUACCGCUGCACAAUGCUGCAGCUAGUAAACGAUCCUUGGCUCACGCAAGAAGUCAAUUCUUCGCUCUUUAAUUUUUCAUGGAUUGUUCCGUGCAAGGCGCAUGAGGCAGAACCCGACACUCAUUUCAUGGGCUACUACUCCAGCACAUCAGUGUUGUCAACCAUUUCGCCGCAGGAGAGCUUCUCCCAUAUUGAAGACUGCUCCAUAGGCGGGCCAGACGAGGACACAAAGCUGACGGCAACACAAAAAACAGGCAUAAAACUAUGGAAAAAUAAUGAAGAUAAGCACAAUAAGAUGGAAACACUUUAUGCGAAGCAAUUUCAAUUGAAUUCCUCAAUCAGUAAUCAUGAACUGAGAUUAUCGCUUCCUGCUGCGAGCCACACUGAGACAGGAAAACAAAUAUGCUCUUCAAAAUCGGAAAACGAUAUAUUUAAACACAAACUUGAACCAUGCGUCUCUGCCUAUAACGUAGUUAGCUUGCACGACGUUAACACAAAACCUAGAACCCUGAAUUUGAAGUAAUAUGAUUUUGGUUUUAUUAUGUGUGUAAAUUAUUAUUAGUGUCACCAAUGUAAAUAGCGGUAUAUGUGAAGAAGACAAUUAAACAAAGGUCCUGGAAUCUUUUAAAAUGAACAAAAUAAAUCGAAUAUGUAUAUUACUGUUA